Paramuricea clavata is the source of this 3659-nucleotide messenger RNA. The record is from the annotation of a GenBank genome assembly. Lineage: Eukaryota; Metazoa; Cnidaria; Anthozoa; Malacalcyonacea; Plexauridae.
AAAUUUGUGACGUCACAAGAACACUCCCCCCGGAAAAAAGCAAGGGAAACUACAAGCUUCCUUUAUCGACUCCGAAGCGUUUCCUUUUGCAAAGAUUUUUCAAAAUCGACGCAAGGAAAGCGUCCAAAAACAUCGCAAAGAUUACACAUUUAUUGUAGAAAGACCACAACAUGCCAAACUUCGUUCGUUCUUCGAAAUUUCGCCAUGUUUUCGGUACAGGGUCGAAGAGAGAUCAUUCAUACGAUGGCAUGAAAGUCAGCAAGAACUCAUGGGACGCACCGUAUUGUGCUGCAAAUCCUAAAUUCAUUGCGAUUGUUUUGGAAUCCGCCGGUGGUGGAAGCUUUCUUGUAUUGCCCUUGGAAAAGGUAGGUAAAUUUCUCAAUCAGAUCUGUUUAAGUUGUAUUAGUUUCGUCUAGACGCGUUCGUUGCUCGCUGCUAACGCAAUUAUGUAUGGGCGUUCACUCUUAUUUCUGUUCCUCGUUUUGUGUUGUUUUGAUAAAGUGUACAAUAACUUUCUAUGCCAGUUCAUACAAACUGUUUCUCUUAAUAUAAUUGGCUCUAGUUGCUCUGUUUAUUUGAGGUAUUGAUUGCAACGUAGCACGGUUUAGUGUUAAGACUUGCACGUUAAAAAAAUUUAUCUAAUCUAGUAAAUAUUCAUUAGUUUAAUACCGAUACUAGUUGUAUUUCGAAAUAAGAAUCUAGUAUAUAAAUGGCAAAUGCUUGGAACUAUAAACAAUGUUAAAGUUUUUGCAUUUUUUGAGCUGGGGUGCUAUGAGCGAUGAUUAGUAUUGUAUAUAUACUGUCAAGAUUAAAAUAAUUGGUGUCAUUGAAUAAGCCCAAAAUUAUAAUAAAUGGCUUACGGUUGAGCAAUAUAUGUGAAGCAUAUAUUAUAGUUUGCUUGAAUUUAUUGCCUUUUAUGGUAUCUGUCGAGUGAUUUGACAAACACAUCAUGUCUGUCAAAUAGUGUGCUUACAGAAAAUCUUUUCUAUGAACCUUUGGAGUAAAAUGUAGAGGAAUUUUUUUACUGCAAACGUUGUAAUUAAUGCCUGCUAAAAUUUGAAUACAGGCAGUUUAAGCCUGUUGGUGGCACACUGCUAGACUGCAGAGCUACAAUUAGUGAAAUUCAUGUUAGAGAUGGGAAACUCAUCUUGGUUGGGAAACUUGUCUUGGACAGGAAACUCUGUAUAAAUUAUAAAUGUGGGGCUGUCUGAAUAUAAUUUUGGGGCUGUCUGAAUAUAAUUUUGGUGCUGUCCACAGACGGAUUUUCUGGGGGUGCAGGGGGGGGGGGUGGACCCCCCUGAAUUUUUGGCAACCCCAGAACGGUUUUCCACCCUACCUAGAGAAAUUAGCACCCCUCCAGAAAUUUAAAUGCUCAUUAUUAGACUAAAAACAAGGAUUUUGAGCAAUGUCAGACCAAAAGUAUCGAUAUUUGCCAUUUAUUUUCUGGAGACUUCCAGACCCCUGCUGCAGCUUGCAUGGCAUGUUGUGUUUUAGGGUAAUUUGUUACAUCCAUACAGUACGUCCCCCAUGGAAUAAAUUGGAAGCUAACCCCUUCUGAUGUCCAAAUACACUUUAUUAUUAUCAGAAACAAAUCCCCCCCUCUCCCCUUGGGAGUGUUCCCAGAUGCCAGUGUUCCCAUGGGAGGGAGUGUGGAUCUUUUUUAGGGGUGCACCGAAACUCGGUUCUGGCUGGUUAGUCCCAGCCGGAAUCCCAAUUUUUCAGAGUUCCUGUUCCGGCUGGAACUAAUAAAAAAAGCAUGGCCGGAACCGGAACUCUGUCAUUUUCAGAGAGAUAGAAUAUCAAAUUUUGUAUCUAACAAAAGUUCACAGUAGGAAGAAAUUUGGACUACCGGUACGCAAGGGAAAUGUGCACUAUUAGCACUUCAUUAUGAUGUUUAACGUUUGUCAAUCUUUUUAUUCUAACAUUUGCGAACUCUCUCCUUGAUGACUUGAAGUGUCUGCCUGUCUGGCAGCAGACAAAGUAACAUAUGACCAUAUAUGGCUUAAUAAAUCGGUUCCGGCCGGAACUUUUUUCCAAUUCUGGUUGGAUCCGGUUCUGGCCGGAACUUGAAAAAUUGGUUCUGGUGCACCCCUAAUCUUUUCUUCAAGAAUGAUCCAUUUGAAGCCUCCCUUGCUGCCGACCAGUAAAGCCAUCCCUGGGUAAACAGCAUUUUCAAUCCAGAAAAGGGUCACUUUUCCCAUUUUGAUAAAAGUGGGAGGCACCCCAAUGCCUUCCACGUUAUGCAUCUCGUUGCAGUAGAGUAAGAAUUGUGUUUUUUUAGUUCGGGAGAGUUGAUCUUAAUGCCCCUAAGGUUGCUGGGCAUAAAAUGGAGGUGCUUGACAUAGCCUGGAAUCCUUUCGAUGAUAAUAUCAUUGCUUCAUCAUCUGAAGAUACGACUGUGAAAGUCUGGCAAAUUCCUGACGAUGGAUUGGUCGAAAAUCUGACAAAGCCAUUGUUGACCCUGGAAGGUGUCCACCAACGUAGGGUUGGUCUGCUUGCUUGGAAUCCUGUUGCUGCAAAUAUUCUACUCAGUGCAAGUCAUGAUCAUAUUAUAGCAAUAUGGAAUUUGGAAAGCCAACAACCGGUUCAAACGAUCACUUGUCAUUCCGAUUUAAUUUACAGCAUAUCGUGGAAUCAUAAUGGCAGCUUAAUUGCAACAACUUGCAAAGACAAGCAACUGCGGAUCAUAGAUGCCCGUAGUGGUGAAGUGAAGCAGGUGACUUGGUAGUUCAUGCGUUUUAGCAUGGCCCUCGACUAGGCAACUUGUUUCAGCUUUUUCAACCAUGAAAGCUUAAUAUAUAUUCAGAUGAGCAAUUCAGCACUGACUACUGUAAAUUGAGUAAAAAAAUCUAGAACUGAUAUUUGCAGUUACUGCUGGAAAUUGUCCAGGAAAUUUUUAUUGUGGUGAGGCAGCACUUUCCUUGCGAUAGUAACUUCUAGUUAGCAAAAUAUCUUUGAAGGACAUUUUCUUACACCUUGCAGGAAAUUUUUGUCUUAUAUACUGGAAUACCAUAUAAUUUACGUAUCGCUUAAAAAUUUCAAAAGUGUUUCAAAAGUGGGUUUUUUUUUUCAAAAGUUUAUCAUUCACACACUGUGGCACCGGUGGUAUGUUCUCUGUAUGACGUUUUAUAUUAGACUUGCACAAGAAAUUUUUAUUUUUGGAUUUUGCUGCCAGGGAGAGAAGUACAGUAUAUUGUCUAUGCCUGUUUGCACUGCUGUGGGAACAUGUUGGCAAGCCUAAUGUUUUUAUGCUCAACAUUUUGCUAACACUGUUGUCAAAAUAAAUUUAAGAAAGCCUGUUUUUCUUGUCUAAACAGGAAGGGAAAUGUCAUGAAGGUGCUAAACCACAGCGAGUUGUGUUCUGUAGCAACUUGGGAUUCCUCUUUACAACUGGAUUUACAAGAAUGAGCAAGCGUGUCUGGGCAGUUUGGGACCAGGUAUGUUUCAUUUAAGAUUAACAUAAGAGUUUCAUCAACUCCCAUGCCCUGUUUUUAAAAGUUGCAUGAGUGUUGACUGGCAUGUGUUCUAUUGUUUGUUUAUUAUGUUGUUUUAGAACAAUUUAGAGAAGCCUCUUCAUCUCGAUGAACUUGACUCAAGUAAUGGUGUAAACUUUCCUUAUUACGACCAAGACACAAAAAUGAUCUACCUUGUUGGAAAGG